Molecule: messenger RNA, 1584 nt
Organism: Balearica regulorum gibbericeps (East African grey crowned-crane)
Lineage: Eukaryota; Metazoa; Chordata; Aves; Gruiformes; Gruidae
Product: tyrosine-protein kinase TXK
Biological process (GO): protein phosphorylation
Molecular function (GO): ATP binding; protein tyrosine kinase activity; protein binding
Source: RefSeq, a predicted model, not a curated record
AUGUUCUUGUUCACAGAUCACACCAUCCAGUCUGUUUUCUGCUGCUGCUGCUGCUGCACAGUGCAAAAAAGAGCAAUGAGAACGAAAAUGAACCUGGAGCCUGAUACUGGUCUGGUGACCCAGUACUCAGCCUCUCAACCAGACGUUUCCUAUGCGUCUGCUUGGAAGUGCAGGCAUAAGAGGAAAUUGCAGUUAAAGAACAAGCCAUUACCUCCUCUACCUGCUGAGGCCUUGGAAGACUACACAAAAAAACCCAGAGUUAUUGCACUCUAUGACUUUUUUGCUAGAGGACCCUCAGAUUUACCGCUCAGGAAGUCAGAAGAAUACAUUAUCCUCGAACAGUGUGAUCCCCACUGGUGGAAGGCAAGAGACCAACAUGGGAAUGAAGGUCUAAUUCCCAGCAACUAUGUUACUGAGAACAAGAAAAAUAAUUUAGAAAUGUAUGAGUGGUACUGCAAAAACAUAAACAGAAGCCAGGCAGAACUUCUCUUGCGCCAGAAGUCCAAAGAAGGUGCAUUUGUUGUCAGAGAUUCAAGCCAACAGGGACUUCUUACACUGUCCAUGUAUUCGCAGGCUAAAGGAUGUCAUAGUGGAGAUAUUCGACAUUAUCAAAUUAAGCAAAACCACUUGGGACAAUAUUAUGUAGCAGAAAAAUAUCUCUUUUCAUCUGUUCCUGAACUCAUCGAGUAUCAUCAACACAAUGCUGCAGGUCUCAUCACUCGUCUCCGACAUCCAGUUGGAUCAGCCGGAUAUUCUUCACCAGCAACAGCAGGAUUUAGUUAUGAGCAAUGGGAAUUAAACCCAUCUGAACUAACAUUCAUGAAAGAACUUGGGCGCGGGCAGUUUGGAGUCGUUCAGCUGGGUAAAUGGAAAGCAGCCAUCAAGGUUGCCAUCAAAACAAUCAAUGAAGGUGCAAUGUCUGAAGAUGAUUUCAUCGAGGAGGCCAAAGUGAUGAUGAAACUCUCCCACCCGAAGCUGGUCCAGCUUUAUGGAGUGUGCACACACCACAAGCCUCUCUACGUUGUGACUGAAUUCAUGGAAAACGGCUGCCUGCUCAAUUACCUUCGGCAAAGGCGAGGGAAACUCGGCAGAGAUGUGCUGCUGAGCAUGUGCCAGGAUGUGUGCGAAGGGAUGGAAUACCUGGAAAGAAAUAGCUUUAUUCACCGUGAUUUAGCUGCAAGAAACUGUUUAGUCAACACUGAGCACAUCGUUAAAGUAUCCGACUUUGGCAUGGCGAGGUAUGUCAUUGAUGACGAAUAUAUCAGCUCUUCAGGUGCCAAGUUUCCAGUCAAAUGGUCAUCUCCUGAAGUCUUUCAUUUCAAAAAAUACAGCAGCAAAUCGGAUGUCUGGUCAUUUGGUGUACUGAUGUGGGAAGUUUUCACAGAAGGCAAAAUGCCUUUCGAAAGUAAGUCAAAUUCUGAAGUUGUCCGUGAGAUUUCUCAGGGUAACCGACUUUAUCGACCACAUUUGGCAUCACAUACUGUGUACAAAGUCAUGUACAGCUGCUGGCACGAGAAACCUGAAGGACGUCCUACUUUUGCAGAAUUAAUAGAAACCCUCACAGAUAUAACAGAGAUGGGCUAA